UAAAAUAACAUAUUUUAAUGUCCAUUACGUUUACAGAGGAAAAACAGAUCCAAAAGAAAUCUGAUGGCUCUCAGUCUCCAGAGCGAGCUGAGUCCCCCUCGUCAAAGGACCAGGUGGAAAUGUAUUAUGAAGCCUUUCCUCCUUUGUCAGAGAAACCUGUUUGUCUCCAAGAGAUCAUGACGGUGUGGAACAAGGCCAAGGCCUGCACAUACUCAAGCUCAUCAUCUUCCGCAGCCCCACAGACCAGCACAGACACCUCUUCCCCAAAAGAUUGCAACAGCGAAGGAGAGACUGCAAAGGAGCGACACCUGGAAGCAUGUGGCACCAUCACUGCUGUGACCAACGAAAGAGGCCAGCGAAGAAACAAGAAGGAAAAAGAAAAUCGAUGCCAUGGUGGUGGUGGUGGUGGUGCAGCAGAGGAGAAACCGUCCGUCCACUCGAGGCGACAGACGAGACACAGAUCUGAGGGCAAAUACAGACCCAGAUCCUGGUCCUCUGGCUCUAGCGAGGCGGGCUCAAGCUCAAGUGGCAACCAGGGUGACUUGAAGUCAUCCAGAAGCAAGGCAAUUAGAAUCAUGCACAAAUCCAGAGAGGCUUCGAAGAGUAAGAAAACACGCAACAGCGGGCAGGGGAAGCUUCAGGUGAAGGUGAUCGACAGAGAGGAGCGGAGAAACGCAGCAGGGAUCAGCAGCAGCGCCACUGGAGGCGCUGCCAAACAAACACAGCUUUACAAAAAGGGGAAGAGACCUCUGAAGGAGAUUCGUAAAGAUCCAGGCUGGAAAGAGGCGAAAGAGUCCGGAGCUGAGGCUACAAACAAAAAGGAAUACAUGGAAGAGCCACUUUGGUACACUGAGCCCAUCACAGAGUAUUUUGUACCUUUCAACAGCAGACAAAGCAAGCUGGAAACAAAAUAUCGGAACAAGGUAGGCUCUCCUGACGACUUUGCUCUGGCAACCGACACACAGAGGCUGCCGGAGAGAAUCCAGGGCAUCUGCUUUGCCAACGAGAGCUACCAGAGAGCGUACCUAGCAGCAGGCUCGUUCGUGGAUGGCCACUUUGUGGAAGGGCUCGGCGAGGAAGAAGAUGAAACUGUUGAACUCGUUGGGACCUCCAGCUGCUCUCAGCCAGAGGAUAGUAGAGAUUUAGAUGACAAGCAUCUGUCUGAAUUCACUCACUUCUAUGAAGUUGACAUUUAUCAAUCCAUAUUGGAUACUAGUGCCUCAGACUCUAUACAAGAGAGUCGAAUCUUAAGCAUGAUUCGACAAAAAAGCAAAGAGCAAGGAGACGUAGAGGCAGAAUGUUGUUUAGUGUUAGAUGGCCUUGAGCGGCAAGGGAAAAGUGCAAUACGGGCCGACUCGCAGGAACCUGCGGGAUCUCUGGGAUUCCUAAUUGAGGACCUGGAAAGCAUGGCUCAAGGGUGGGGAUGUUAUUCGCCAUCUACUUCAGAGGACAUCGAGGGGCAAAGCUUUGUGGGAGACUCUCCCGGCCGACUCUCCCCCCUCCUCGAUAGUGUUUCAUUCACCCUAAGCAAGCUGUCUGGAAAUGUGGAGGAGCCCGUCAUCUCUGAAGCCACCAGUGAGCCAUCCGGUUUAAACUCGUCCUGCUUCUCUCUUUUCGAGCUGCAGUACGACAGCCCCACUUUCCCUUUUACCCGCGACCCGCUCGCCGUCGGUCACGAAAACAACACCGAUUCUAGCAGCUGUCUCGACCCGCUUUCUAACAAACAGUCUCGUUUGCUAAUAUGGACCAAAAAUAGUGCCUUUGACGAAACUGAACACUGUUCUAACCUUUCGACGCGAACCUGCAGUCCGUGGUCCCAUUCAGAGGAGACUCGGUCCGACAAUGAGCAAGGAAGCGUUCCGACGGAGGAGGCCGCUCAAAUUGCCAACGAGGAGAUCGAUUGCAUAAUCCCUCCUAUUUCUGGUACAUAUCUGGAGGAUGAGAUCUUGGAUUUUUUGCAAGCAAACUCUGGCCGUAAGUGUGAUGAGGUCAGCAGCAGCAGCGCAGGACCCAGCAAGACCCUCUCCAAAAAAUCCAAACUGGAGUCCAUUUGUGGUAUCGCAUUGGAAGAGGAUGACAGUAAGCAGUACUGCACUGGCAUGUUUUCGGACAAUGCAAGCCAACACAGUGAUGACUACAGCUCAGGGAUCAUAAAGGACAUCUGGACGGCUCUCGGAGAUGACAAGUCUGCGGCUUCGAAGCCGGGACCCGAAAAAACGAGCGGCGAGGGGCUGUUCUCUGAUGAGUCGGGCGGUUACUGCUGCAGUUGUCUGGAAGUGCCGACGAAAGAAGUUCCCAUUCGGGGGCCUCAGAAAAAAGCAGUGCAGAGGUCAGAGUAUCACCUCUGGGAGGGCAAGAAAGAACAAGACUCGGCCAAAAACAAACUCUCCAAGGUAGACGGCGCUGGGGAUUACAUGACUCCGUCCAAGCCCUGGGACUUGACCUCCGACAAGGAGAGCACGUCGUUCAUCCUCGGAGGGGUGUACGGAGAGCUGAAGACGCUGAGCGGCGAUAAGAACUGGGCUGUCGUGCUGCCAAAUGACAACCAAGGCAGCCUGCUGCAGUGCGCCGCUGCAGCUGCAUCUGUUUCCAGCUCCGAUAUGCUCACCAUCACCGGCACGGACGUGUUCAUGAACACCGGCAGCUGCUUCGCCCCCGGGCACAGGCCCCUGUGGAGGCCCCUCGUGUCUUUCGGGCAGAGUGACCAGGCCAUCAGAGCAGGCGGAGACGGAUUGAACAAGGGAUUUUCUUUCAUCUUCCAUGAAGAUUUGCUUGGAUCUUGCGGAGGCUUGCAAAGUGAGGAGCACGGUUUGGAGUACCCGUUCGCGUCCUUCAGCCUGAACAAUCCCUUCUCUCAAGUCCUCCACGUCGAGUGUUCUUUUGAGCCUGAGGACAUGGCUUCGUUCAGUCCGGGGUUCAAGCCCAAAUCCAUUCUUUGCUCGGACUCCGAGAACGAAGCCUUCCACCCGCGAAUAUAUGGCAUCAACCGGACGCAGUACAGGGCCAUCCGCAUUUCCCCCAGGACUCACUUCCGACCGAUAUCGGCCUCGGAGUUAUCUCCUGGUGGAGUGAGUGAUUCAGAAGCGGAGACCGACAAAGAGCAGGCGAGUUUUCCCGUCCAGGCGCCGAUGGACGCCUUCGAUGAUCCCCAGGCCGAUCUCAAACCUCUGGAAGAGGAUGCGGAAUGUGAGGGCCCUUAUUACGGGAAGUCAGAACUGGAAUCUGGUAAAUUCUUACCCAGAUUAAAGAAGUCUGGCAUGGAGAAAAGUGCCCAGACCUCUCUGGAUUCACAGGAGGGCUCCGUUACCCUCCCGCCAAUUGCAGAGCAGGAGAUUUGCUUGGACUGCGAGGCGGCAGCGGCCGCACCCACUGCAGGUGGAGAGACGGCCGUCUCCGUCGGCAAGGUCCAGAAAGAGCAAUCUGCAGGAGAAAAGGAGUCGUGUUCAUCGGCACCAAGAGGUCACAUCCCCAAGUAUGGGAUUGCUUAUGGCUUUGUUGGAGAUGUGCCAGAGUUCCCCCUCAGCCAGCAGGACGAGUGCUGGUGGCAGAACACGCUCUGUUCCCCCCUGUUCCCUGGAUCUCAGUGCACAGGUGUUUCAUCUGCAGGUGAACCUGCUGUUAGCCAGACCCCUGAUGUCUCUGUGGUGGAGGGCGAGACGGCAAAGAUCAGCUGCUGCUGGACACUAGAGUAUCAAAGCGUGAGAGUUACAUGGCUGAAAAAUCACACAGAAAUAAAGAGUAAUAAGAUGAUCUUCAAGAAUUCCUCUCAUGGAUCACUGUCAGAUAAGACCUCUAACUGCUCACACUUGACAUUGAUGAAUGUCACAAGAGACGAUUCAGGGAGAUACAUCUGCGAGGUGACAGUGGAAAUACCCAAUGUCAUGAAGGCUCAAGGAAAUGGUACCGUCCUCACAGUUACGGCCAAGGACAACACAACAGAAUGUGGCCAUCCAGGUUUGUACAAAAAUGUCAUCGUUUCUCUGGCUGUGGUGGCUCUGUUGCUCCUCAUCGCUCUCGCGUGUGUCUGGUAUCUGCGACGAAGACGAGUGCAUGCCACCAGGGUGAUCUACGAGGUUCCCCACAUUGACUCUAAGCAGGUAGAUAUGGACAAACACAGCACCAGCUCAUCCAGAGGGUCUUCUCAGUGGUGUCAGGUAGUAGUGUAUGAAUCCUUCGAUUACUUUGAACGUGUCGAGACCAAAGAAAGUGGAUGAGGAUGUGCUGACCAGGGAAAUUUUCGCAUCUUUGACUAGUUUUGAUUCUGCUUUUCAGCAUGUAUAUAAUGUACAUAAGUUUACUCACAUUUACUUGAAUUAUGGACUUUUGUAUAUUAGGAUUUUAUAUGAAUGUAAAUAUUUGAUAUUUUUCUAUAAACUCAGUUCUUUCCAUUUUUGUGGUCUAAGUCAAUUUCAUCAUGACAGUUUUGGACAGGCUUACUUGCAUGAUUGCUUUUGUUUUUCCUUCAUGGCACUACAAGCUGUAGUCGGUGGUCUGCAAUAGGAAGUGUGAUUCUGUAGACGUAGGUUUCACAAUGACUUCCAAUCUUGAGAAGGACGCAGGGUGGAAACUGUGUUGCCACAGACUUGCACAUAAAAAGGUCAAUGACAGGAAGUGGAAACAUCUCCUGCGUGGUCGUUUCUCCCUGGCCUCAACACUCAAUACAGAGCUUCUACAAUAUUAAAUCCUGAGUAGCUAACUUAUUGUAAAUACAUUAGGUCAAGACCAUGUUUUACUGAUCAUUCACCUCUAAAAUGUGCGUGCUCUGCAUUUCAGGUUACGUGUUGAUUUUUGAGAAGUUGGAAAGAAGCCCGUUGACAUAAUUGAAACCACAAUUGCAUAAUUACAAUAUGUUGCUCACACGAACCACACAAAAAAAGUCUAAGACAACAUUGCCAAACCGUAAAGACUAUACUGGAGAGCUUUUGGGAAUGUUGCUGGUUCUUCUACCAUUAAAGGUUUAUCAAGAUUA
Gasterosteus aculeatus aculeatus (three-spined stickleback) is the source of this 4969-nucleotide messenger RNA. The record is from RefSeq and is a predicted model, not a curated record. NCBI's taxonomy places the organism in Eukaryota, Metazoa, Chordata, Actinopteri, Perciformes, Gasterosteidae.